Messenger RNA from Cryptotermes secundus, 2617 nucleotides. Its product is annotated as piggyBac transposable element-derived protein 4. The transcript is spliced from 4 exons. The record is from RefSeq and is a predicted model, not a curated record. The coding region runs from base 547 to 2532 and encodes 661 amino acids. Lineage: Eukaryota; Metazoa; Arthropoda; Insecta; Blattodea; Kalotermitidae.
AGUAUGUAUAAGUGAAUGCUAGUCUUCUCAUAAAAUUAUAAAAUGGAAGAAGAGUAAAUAGUCAGUUCCCGUACCUAACCUUUCCCCGAUAUUUUUGCGUGGAGUCAAGUGAACAAGUGGAAUGCUUGUGUUUUCCUGUGUAUAUGCCCGAUGGAGUGUCAUCAUUUCAAUAAAACCAGAUUGUCGUUUUUGUGAUGUUUAUCCUAAAUUCAUUGUCAUACAUACUUGUAAAGUCAGGGUUACUUAAAUCCGGAACGUUUUUAUUUCUGUAAAACCUUAACAGAGAUUCUGUAACUCUGGCCUCAAAUAUAAAUCAUCUGCAUCGUCCUUUUUCUUCGUGUCUUGUGCCCGAGCCAACUUCAUGACUAUCUUUUGAAUGAUCUGCCUGUAUUUCUAUGUCCUUUGGCUUGUAAUUUAAAUGCAAGCUUUGGAAGUGCAUAACAUUGUAUACUGCUGAGAGAUAGAUGGGAAGAUCAUCUGUAGCUUAUUCAUGACAUUUACAUUUAUGAAUAAAGUUACGUUAUAUGGCAAUUGCUCUCUGGCUAAAUGAAUAAUAUGAACGUGAUGAAAACUGAUCCUGAUUCAGACAAUGAAACCCAACCAAUAUUUUCACACUCUAAGGAUCCAUUUGGUGAUAUAGAGUGUCCUGUACUAGCCAUGUUGCCAGCAAUAAACAGUGAAAACAAGGAACAAAGUUGGAAUUCUGUGGCUAUCAAAGAGGAAUUAAGGGAUGGCUUAAUAACAGAGGAGCAUGAAAUGUGCCUGAAGAGUCUUCCAACUUUUGUACUUUCAUCUGCAGCCGAGGAAGAGGAAGAGAAUGAUUUGGCUGCCUUUAUAAGUUCAUUAAGCGAUGAAGAUUGUGUGGAGGAAAGCGAUGAGGAUGGUGAAAUGUCUGUCCACAGAGUUCGUUGGACAGAUACACAUAUGUCCAACUCUGACAUUAGUGAUAUUCAGGACAGUGAUAUCAGUUUCAGUGGUGGUGAUGAUGAUGAUACUUAUCACAGUGAUGAUGCUGCUCCAGAUUUUACUGAACUCACUUCAGAGCAGGACGUUCCUGUUACCCAUAUUUUUAAUUAUAUGGAAAUUCCCGGACCAAAGCAUGUACCUCCUCCAGGUUCUGAACCAAUACUCUAUUUUUACUUGUUUUUCAAUGAGUCGCUGUGGAACAUGUUGGUACAGGAAACUAACAGAUAUGCAGAUCAGUUCUUGGCAGCUCAUCAGUAUUUGUCACAAGGUUCACGGAUCAGACAGUGGCAUGAGGUCACUGUAACAGAGAUGAAGGCUUUUGUUGCUGUGUUGUUAGAGAUGGGCAUUACAAGAAGACCAAGCAUUAUGUCUUACUGGACUACUAAUUCUCGCUGCAUCCCCUGGUUUGGAAAGAUGUUUUCCAGAAAUCGCUUCCAGUUAAUUUUGAAAUUCCUAAAUGUUACAAAUAAUUCUGACCUCUUCCCACCCAGUCAUAAAAACUACAAUCCUUGUGCUAAAUUCCAACCCCUGGUUGAUCAUGCUAACAAACUAUUCCACCAAUAUUAUACACCCCAUGAACAUCUUAGCAUUGGAGCAGCAUUUGUAGGUACAAACACACAACACCACAAAUGUAGAAUAAAGAUGUGGAUGCUCUGUGAUUCUGUAGUGCCAUAUUGCCUUGCCUUCUACUGCUAUCCUGGUACAAAGACCAGGGAGGUCAAAGAAAACAUCCAGAAACAUGGCCUGGGUUAUGUAGUGGUUAAUGAUCUGCUAAAUGUUGGUGGUUACCUAAUGAAAGGCUUUCAUGUAGUUCUGGACAGCUUCUUCACCAGCUUCCAGUUGGCGCAUUAUCUGUACAAGAAAUGUACAUUUUUAACGGGCUCAUUGAAGAGGAACAGAAGGCAUGUACCACAGGAACUGAGGGAGAACUUUGAUGUGGGACACAUCAAGUAUUACAGAAGCAAAGAGAUACUUUUGGCUGGAUACAGGGAAAAGGAAUCUCAGAGAUACCCUAUGCUCUUUCUUUCAACAAAUUCUGUCAUAGAAAACAUUAAAGUCACAUGGACUAAAAACGGGCAAGAAAGAGUAACCAUGAGGCCUCACAUUGUUCAACAGUACAACAACUAUGUGGACAGCACAGUUAAAUCUGAUAUGGCAGUUACCUACCUUUAUGAGAAGAGAGCAAUGAAACAUUGGAAGAAAGUGGUUUUUGGGAUUUUCUCUCAUAUGGUGAUGAAUGCUUAUAUUAUAUAUAAAGAGAACACACCAAGGAAAAAGAUGACACAGCAGCAGUUUAUAUCAAGUAUUAUUGAAGCUAUAGAAAAUGAAUGGAUGUUAGAAAGGAACUGGAAUGAGCUUGCUACUUCAGUGCAAGCAUAUACUUCACUUCCAGCUGAAGGUUUUGGAAUAAGAAGACUGGCAGGUCGCAAAGAAAGAGUCUGUGUUGUAUGCAGUAGAAAAAAUGGUGGGCCAGUUCACAGGUCUCGUACGAUAUGUAUCAGGUGUGAGAAAGGCCUGCAUGGUUUGUGUAUGUCACAACAUAAAUGUCGAAUGAUGUCAGUAUAAGAAAUCUGGAUUCUCAAUCGAUAUCUGACAGUGAUGUUUUCCACUGUCUUUGAUGUAAAAUGAUUACAAUAAACUUCAAAAGUGA